Messenger RNA from Chenopodium quinoa (quinoa), 1428 nucleotides. Its product is annotated as protein FAR1-RELATED SEQUENCE 1-like. Bases 543 to 1121 code for a protein of 192 amino acids. Gene Ontology annotation, molecular function: zinc ion binding. Lineage: Eukaryota; Viridiplantae; Streptophyta; Magnoliopsida; Caryophyllales; Amaranthaceae. Gene Ontology annotation, biological process: regulation of DNA-templated transcription. The record is from RefSeq and is a predicted model, not a curated record. The transcript has 3 exons.
CUUGAAACCUUUAAAAAAUCUAUGGAGAAUAGAAUUCCAACCUCCAUAUUCACUGACCCAAGACCAAGCUAUGGCUACUGCAAUUGAGCGGGUAUUGCCAGACACAAGGCAUAGGCUAUGCAUAUGGCACUUAGAACAAAAUGCAAUAACACGAUUUGGAGCCCUUAAAAGGGAUAAUGAGUUCAAAAAAAUAUUCAACAAAUGCUUGAAGGGAUGUGUGACAGAAACAGAAUUUGAAGAAAGAUGGAAAGAAAUGAUACAAAAAUUUGAUUUGGUUAAUCAUGCAUGGUACCAAAGGGUGUACAAUCUAAAGGAAAAGGUGUCCAGCAUUUAGUAAAGAUUUCUUCUCGGCAGGAAUUCUUUCAUCACAAAGAAGUGAAAGUACGAACCAUGCAGUAGGAUUCAGAGCUAAUAAAUCAACAACACUGACAGAAUUCUAUAGAAUCCUUGUAAGAACCAUAAAAAGAUGGAGAAGUGAUGAGAAGUAUAAUGAGUUUACCUGUAGCAAAUCAAUAGCCUUUACUUCAUUGCCACUAUCCGGAAUGCUAAAGCAUGCUGCUCAGGUUUACACAUUGUCUCUAUUUAGAGACUUUGAAGAGGAAUUUGGCUACUCAAUGGCGACCACAGUACAAAUUCUAGGGAGAAUUGAAGAAAACAUUAUUCUUUAUGAAGUAUCGCUAGAAGAAAAGCCAUGGUCUUCCCAACAGGUAAGUUACAUACAUGAGAGCCAAGCUAUAUGGUGCACUUGCAAGAAUUUCGAAGCUUCUGGUUGGCUAUGCUAUCACUGCCUAAUAAUUUUACAUCUACAUUCUAUUACAAGAAUUCCAGAGAAGUACAUUAGCAAAAGAUGGACAAAGCUUGCAAAAACUGAAGUAUGGAAUAUAAUGGAAAAUAAGGAUCCAAAACUCCCAUAUACACCAUGGAGACAUACAAUGAUGAGAAAAUAUUAUAAAUUAAUCUUAAAGAGUCAAGAAAAUGAAAAGGCAAGAGCAUUCAUGGAGGAAAACUUCAAAAAUUGUAUGAAAAUGGUGGAAGAAUUACUUGCGGCCGAAGCUUUUACAGAGGAGGUUGCUGCAAGUGAUGACAAUUCUAAUGUGGCAGAGUGCUCAGAGUACCAAUAAUACUGCUUCUUCAUCAACAAGUACAACCAUACCCACUAUAUUAGACCCUAAGAGAGCUGUAACAAAGGGAAGAAGCAAGAGAGCAAAAGGAGCACUUGAAAAAGGGAAGAAAUCAAAGCAAAAAGCAUUACCAGAUCCAAAUUCAGAGUUUGGAUCGAAGACACCUACUGUACGAAUUUUUUGAACUUGUAGUGAGUUUGGAUGAAACACAAUUGAAUACUUUUUUGUAGUGAUUUUAUUUUUGUUUAAUGCUACUAUUGACUUUCAUACAGAAUUUUGAAUUGUGAUAUGGAAUUGCUCAUGAAUU